Messenger RNA from Synchiropus splendidus (mandarinfish), 1869 nucleotides. RefSeq names its product zinc finger protein 26-like. Bases 181 to 1200 code for a protein of 339 amino acids. Gene Ontology annotation, cellular component: nucleus. The transcript has 3 exons. Lineage: Eukaryota; Metazoa; Chordata; Actinopteri; Syngnathiformes; Callionymidae. The record is from RefSeq and is a predicted model, not a curated record.
GUUCUUAGAGUACUUCCCUAACCACAAUGACAUGCGGUUUUCCUCCGUACCACGCGGGGGCGGUCAAGCUCACCUGCAGUCAGACGAAGAAGUCGUCCUUCAGACUCUGGACCGCCAGCUUUUCUGGUUCGGUUUGGAGCUCAUUGUUUCCACCAGGAGAGGCUCGUGUCCGGCAGUGGGAUGUCCGUUUUGACCAGUCAGACUCUUCGGGACCAGCUGUCCGGGAUCUUGGCCGCGCUAACUCGAGCGGCCGUGGAGGAGAUCCUCGGGCUGAUGGACGAGGGCUACGCGGUGCUGCAGACGGAAAUCGCCCGGAGCCACAAGGAGAACCAGGACCUGAGGAAGAAGCUGCACCUCAUCGAGUCCAUCAUCGGCCGCGGGACCUGCGGGGGUCUGCUGGCCGGGCCGACGGUCGUGGAGAAACAGCCUGAACCGACGAAACCUCAGCGGGCGGAGGAGCCGGAGCUUCCAGAUGUGGUGUUGAUCAAAGACGAAGACACGGACACGGACAGCAAUGACGGCUUCAGCCAAGAGCCGACACACUCUGACUCUGCGGUCAAGACCAAACCUGCCGAAGGAAGGAAGUCGCCGACUCACACCUCCACACCUGUCUACCAAGUGGACUCCCCUCGAAGUGAGCCCAGCUGCUCCACACCGCUCUGCAUGGACACAGCGGGGGCGAGCCAGCUGACUCUGCACGGCAGUCAGAUGGACUCAGUGAUGGAGCCGUGCUCGGAAGGAGCGGAGCUGGACUCCACGUGGAGCAAGCCUUCCCAGAGUCACGUGACCUUCCCGCAGUACGGCCAGAGCGAGGACGGAGAGUCCUUCAACCUGGUGAUCACAGGGGUCCGGGGCUCAGGCUCCCAGGAACCGCAGCUGUUGGAAAACACCACCUUUCAGUAUGAGUUCUGCCGCGACUCCAAGUUUGGUGACUCGAGGACGCAACGCUUCGUCUGCGCGGUCUGUAACAAGACAUACGCUACGUCGCAGAACCUGGCGGUGCACAUGCGGACCCACACGGGCGAGAGACCCUUCUCCUGCACACAGUGUGGCAAGAAGUUCACGCAGUCGGCUCACCUGAAGUCGCACCUGAGCAUCCACUCAGGCAUGCGGCCCUUCAACUGCUCGCUCUGCUCCAGAGGCUUCAUCUCCAAAUACUCGCUGAGGCUGCACAUGAAGAAACAGCACUCCAACAUCUGAGCCCAGGACUCGGCCCACCUCAAGCCCAGCUCCCUAGUGAGCAGCAGCACCUUUUUUAAUAUGUUUUUAAAUUUGGAUGAGAAAGCUAUGUUCAUAUCAACAAGCCCUCAGUUUAGCUCUCAGAAACUCAGAAAAGAUUUUGUCCCACAGAUUGACCCUCUCAUACUUUUCUUCCGCCGGUUGUUUAUUGUGAUUUUACCGAGGGUCUGACUCCCAGGUAACCAGCUGAAGUGCAUGUGCUCAGUCUGAAUCCACUGAGCAGGAAGACCUCCUCCCUCUGGGGUCAGCAGUGGGACUGGACAAUCAGGUGGGGCAGCGCCUCCUGGCAGGUGCUUGGUGGCGUAAAGACGUUGGGGUCACUGAUGCCCAGCUGCAGGCUGAAGAAGCGCGUGGAGGUGACCAGGCUGCUGUUGAAGCUGUAGGUUUCCUGGACCGGGUAGCAGUCCUUCAGGGUGUAGACCCCCACCCAGGUCUCGUCUGAGGAGAGAGCCACAGGGGUUACAGCAGAGGCUGCGUCAAGAGUGAUUAUUUUCUCCACAAUCGUGCUCGCUGUAAAUGAUGAAUAAAAUUUUUGAGACCUGUCAAUCAACUAUUUGGGAGCGCAGGUAGACUUCGUCCCCUUCAGGUGAGGCAGGGGGCGGGACUUACGUUUGCGUGCUGGCUUCCUGU